AUGGAGGAGAAAAAGGUGAUGGGUUGGGAAAUGGGAGAGAAAACAUACCCCCCUCCAUUACAUUCUCAUGAGGAGGUGGUGAGAGAUAGAGAAAUAUUUAUGGACACACUGCGCCGUUUCCACUCCUCCAUGGGCACAAAGUUUAUGAUCCCUGUUAUUGGAGGGAAGGAUCUUAACCUGCACCUCUUGUAUGUGGAAGUGACCAAAAGAGGUGGCCUUGAAAAGGUUAUUGAGGAGAAGAGGUGGAGAGAGGUGAUAUGUGAGUUUAAGUUCCCUCCAACCACAACAAGUGCUUCAUUUGUGCUGAGGAAGUACUACUUGAGUUUGUUGCACCACUAUGAGCAGGUGUACUUCUUCAGAACCCAGGGCCUGCUUAUCCCCCCUGCAGCUUCGGCGCAGACCAAGAGCCCCAUGAGCAAGUUUGGACAUGGCCUGGUUAUCUCUGACUCCACGAUGCAGAAACCAAAUAGCCGUAAAAGAGGUUUAGAUCACCCUGACCCACAAAAUAAAGGAGCUUACAACUUCUCCGUCACCGGAUCGAUCGACGGGAAAUUCGAGUAUGGCUACUUGGUCACGGUGAAUAUCGGGUCGGAGACACUGCAUGGAGUGCUCUACCAUGUCCAACACCCGCCGCCUACUGUUGCUGCUACUGCUGCAUCUUCAGCUGCAGCAGCAGUGGCUACAUCCUUCGAUGGAUCAGCUGCAACAAACAACGGAAACCCAACACGUUCGCGGCGGAGGCGAAAGAGGGGGUGGCGGCACCGUGACCCCGCGCACCCGAAGCCGAACCGGAGUGCCUACAACUUCUUCUUUGCUGAGAAACAUUCCAAGCUCAAAUCUCUCUUCCCAAACAGGGAAAGAGAGUUCAGCAAGAUGAUUGGAGGGUCCUGGAAUAAACUCACUGAACAGGAAAGGAUGGUGUAUCAAGAUUAUGGUCUAAAAGACAAGGAGAGAUACAAAAGAGAGAUGCAGGAGUACAAGGAGAAGCUGAAGCUUUCACAGCCACUGUCCAAGGACGUGAUCGGGGAUUCUGGGCCGUCUGAUGUGGGGGGUACUGCUGCUGAUCCUGAUCAAAGCCAAGUUCAGUAA
Molecule: messenger RNA, 1089 nt
Organism: Ananas comosus (pineapple)
Lineage: Eukaryota; Viridiplantae; Streptophyta; Magnoliopsida; Poales; Bromeliaceae
Product: high mobility group B protein 9-like
Exons: 6
Coding region: 1-1089 (362 amino acids)
Molecular function (GO): DNA binding
Source: RefSeq, a predicted model, not a curated record